Messenger RNA from Verticillium alfalfae VaMs.102, 1260 nucleotides. RefSeq lists its product with no specific name. Lineage: Eukaryota; Fungi; Ascomycota; Sordariomycetes; Glomerellales; Plectosphaerellaceae. Gene Ontology annotation, molecular function: protein binding. The record is from RefSeq and is a predicted model, not a curated record. The transcript is spliced from 4 exons. Bases 1 to 1260 code for a protein of 419 amino acids.
AUGGAAGGGAUGCCCUAUGAGAUCAUCCGCGAGUUCGUCUCGUAUCUAGACUCGCGAAGCCUUCUCAAUUUGGCACUGACUUCCAGUCACUUCAACCAUGCCUGCUUGUCCGAGGCUUCGCGUCACCUCUGCGUACUCAACACCCUUUCGGCACUGUCGGGUCUGGCGCACCACAUCAAACAAACAAGUCCGCUCACACGAGCUCUCACGGUGUAUCAUGGCGAGUGGCCGAAGUGCGACUACAAAGCGUGGCAGCUUCACCCGCUCCAGGUGUACGAAGCGCACCCUUUUGUGUCGCAAUCUCCGUCGAAGAAGGAAAAAGCUUUACAGGCCUUCCCACGCUAUCGUCACUUCGUAGCGGACGAGGGGUCUAGAAGUCGCCAUGGGGACAUCCGUCGACUGAACCAGAUUUUGAGUUCUCUGCCACAGCUCGAGCGGAUCACAAUCUCCCAUGCCUGUUCCCAUGCGCGGAAACCGAAGAAAAACGUCCAACUCACCCGACUGUGCCAACAGAUCUGGCUAUCCCCGUGCCGGAGAAACGCAGUCGAUCGACUCGCGAGUGAUAUUCUGACAGUGCUUCCUAACUACGCCCGCAUCCAGGACGUGAAGAUUGAAGGCACACUGAACCUUGAGUCCAUCGCCCCUCUGCACGCGGCGCUGGGUUCCGUGACCAAGCUCGACAUCCAAUCGAUGAACAUGGCAAACACUACUCCUGCAAUGUUCCAGUCCUUCUUUUCCUUGUUUCCCGCUUUGCAAGACCUCCAAAUGAAUUUUUGCCGCCACAAUGGACUGACCGUCAUCCCUCUCGAUCACUUGGACUGUCCCAACCUUCGCUCAGUAUAUCUUGCCAACCUCCCUGUGGUCCUCUCAGCUUCUAAGUGGUCCCUCCCCCCUAACCAGCCCCCCUGUUCGGUGGCUCCAUACGUGCCUCCUGACAAGCCACAUGCAGAUGCACGGCAGGCCGGCGAGAUGUUGGUAGAACCAAGACAACUUUCGGCUGAUGAUCAAUCUACACCAUUGCAAACCAUCUACCGCACCCGAAUCAGACUUGAUGGGGCUGCUUACAUGGUGCGGUUUGGAGCCUCGCCGAAACAAACAGCUUUCUGCUUCGCCCAUUCCUCCGCGCCAAAUUUAGACACAAUGGCCUCUUCGCAAAUCUCCAUUGCUCUUGGACCAACUACAUCACUAAGUGGUAUUUCUGUAGGAGCCCAGAUCGCCAAGCAAGUCAUGGAUCCGUCUGGCUGCCGAGUGAACCCCUGA